AUGUCACAUCCAGCAGCAUACCUUGCCUACACUGCACCUAUCAAUCCGGAUGGUGCAACUCCGGUCCUAUCCAAAGACCAAGUAUGGCAAGGUCUACAGCGCAAAGUAAGACAAGCUCAGGUCUUCGUGCCCAACGCCAUCAAGUCUACCCAAGUCCUCUCAGAAGAGAAGGACGAGCAUGGACGCGAAGUGGUCAAGCGCGAAGUCAUCUUCAUUGAAAAUGAUCGCAAAGCAAGGGAGUCUUGUGUCUUUUUCCCACAGAUGAAAGUCGAGGCGCACAAGUUUAUACAAUCAGAUGGCACGAAGGUGCUAAAUACGAUUUCUGAUGGUGCUGGCGGACAACUAUACAUGACGUAUCAAUUCGAGUGGUUCAUGGCAGAAGACACACCAGUAGAGAAGCAGCAAGAGAAUAUCAAGAAGUGGGAAGCGAUGUCAAAGACUGCGGUAGAGUCGAGUAUUGACAAGAUUAGAGAGCUGGUGGUGGGUGGGAAGCUUUAG
Messenger RNA from Lithohypha guttulata, 498 nucleotides. RefSeq lists its product as uncharacterized. The record is from RefSeq and is a predicted model, not a curated record. NCBI's taxonomy places the organism in Eukaryota, Fungi, Ascomycota, Eurotiomycetes, Chaetothyriales, Trichomeriaceae. The coding region runs from base 1 to 498 and encodes 165 amino acids. The transcript is spliced from 3 exons.